Ochotona curzoniae (black-lipped pika) is the source of this 2223-nucleotide messenger RNA. RefSeq names its product RAS and EF-hand domain containing (gene RASEF). The transcript has 17 exons. NCBI's taxonomy places the organism in Eukaryota, Metazoa, Chordata, Mammalia, Lagomorpha, Ochotonidae. Gene Ontology annotation, molecular function: calcium ion binding; GTP binding; GTPase activity. The record is from RefSeq and is a predicted model, not a curated record. Bases 1 to 2223 code for a protein of 740 amino acids.
AUGGAAGCGGACGGGGACCCGGAGGAGCUGGCCCGGCUGCGCUCCGUGUUCUCUGCCUGUGACUCGAAUCGCUCGGGACGUCUGGAGCGCGAGGAGUUCAGCGCGCUGUGCGCGGAGCUGCGCGUGCGGCCGGCGGACGCCGAGGCCGUGUUCCAGCGGCUGGAUGCGGACCGCGACGGCGCCAUCACCUUCCAGGAAUUUGCGCGAGGCUUUCGAGGGUCCCGUCGCGGGGGUCGCCGAAGGAAUUGGGGGCCCAGGGAGUCUUCUCCCGCUGCGGCCGACGCGGGGCUGGAGCCCGAAGACAGCGCAGAAGAGGGGAGCGACGAGGACGCGGCAGUGGCGCUGGGUGCCCGGUGGGAUCCGGCAAGGCCCGGCCGGGCUUGGCAGGACUUCCAGGUGCGACUCGGAGAGGAAGCCAAAUUCAUCCCCAGGAAAGAACAAGUUGGUACCUUGUACCAAAACAUCAACCUCGUUGAACCAAGACUCAUUCAGCCCUAUGAACAUGUCAUAAGGAACUUUAUCCGUGAGCUCAAACUUCAAAGCUCAGAAAUGGAAAGCUUGGCCCUUGCUGUGAAGAGAGCCCAGGACAAGGCAGCCAUGCAGUUGAGUGAGUUGGAAGAGGAAAUGGAUCAGAGGAUUCAGGCUGCAGAACAUAAGACGCGGAAAGAUGAAAAACGCAAAGCUGAGGAGGCGCUCACUGACCUCAGACGUCAGUAUGAAACAGAAGUAGGGGACCUGCAGGUGACCAUAAAAAAACUAAAAAAGCUUGAAGAACAGUCAAAACACGUAAGUCAAAAGGAAGAUGUGACUGCAUUAAAAAAACAAAUUUAUGAUUUGUCAAUGGAAAAUCAGAAAGUUAAAAAAGACCUUUUAGAAGCCCAGACAAGCAUAGCCUUUCUUCAGAGUGAACUAGAUGCUUUGAGAAGUGAUUAUGCUAAUCAGAGUCUGAACUCAGAGAGGGAUCUGGAAAUAAUCCGAGAAUACACAGAAGAUCGAAAUAAUCUUGAGAGGCAAAUUGAAAUACUCCAAACGGCUAACCGGAAGCUGCAUGACAGUAAUGACGGCCUUAGAAGCGCCCUCGAAAACAGUUACAGCAAGUUGAAUAGAUCCUUGCGCAUGAAUAAUGUGUCACCAGGGAAUACAAUUUCUAGAAGCAGUCUUAAAUGUAACGGUCAUUCGGCUCCACCUCUGGCCUACGACAGGUCAUCCCGCUCCUUCUAUGUGGAUGAGGACUGUGACCCGUUGGCCCUCUGUGAUCCCAUGCACAGGAGGAGUUGUGAAGUGGACAGUCUGCCCGAGAGCUGCUUCGACAGUGGCUUGUCGACCCUGAGGGAUCCCAACGAGUAUGACUCGGAGGUGGAAUACAAGCCCCAGCAGGAAUUUAAGAGGUCACACGGGGCACAGGAGAGCUUGGCGGGUGAUGCUUCCGACACAGACGUUCCUGAUAUAAGGGAUGAAGAAACCUACGGUUCAGAAGAUGUGGCUUCUGUCUUAGACUGGAAGUCCCAAGGGUCUGUGAAUGAAGGCAGCAUUGUUAGUUCAGCAAGAAAGCCUAUCUCGGCACUUUCAGCUCCUACAGACACGGAAAAUGACAGCCCCAACUUCCCUGGCGCACAGAAGGCUUACAAGAUUGUGCUGGCUGGAGAUGCUGCCGUGGGGAAGUCCAGUUUCCUCAUGAGACUUUGCAAGAAUGAAUUUCGAGGAAAUAUCAGUGCCACUCUGGGAGUUGAUUUCCAAAUGAAAACUCUGAUUGUAGAUGGAGAACGAACAGUUUUACAACUCUGGGACACGGCUGGUCAGGAGAGAUUCAGAAGCAUUGCCAAGUCUUACUUCAGAAGAGCAGAUGGCGUUUUGCUGCUGUACGAUGUCACAUGUGAGAAAAGCUUUCUUAACGUACGAGAGUGGGUGGGCAUGAUUGAGGAUGCAGCCCGUGAGACGAUCCCUAUCAUGUUGGUGGGAAACAAGGCCGACCUUCGUGACUCCGCUUCUGCAGAGGGGCAAAAGUGUAUCUCGGGGUACUUUGGAGAGAAACUGGCCAUGACCUAUGGUGCCUUAUUCUGUGAAACAAGUGCCAAAGAUGGUUCCAAUGUAGUGGAAGCUGUUCUCCAUCUUGCUCGGGAAGUGAAAAAACGAACUGAGGAGGAGGAUAGCAAAUCCAUUACCAACCUGACUGGAAACAGUUCCAAAAAGUCAGUGCAGAUGAAGAAUUGUUGUAGUGGUUAA